Molecule: messenger RNA, 1143 nt
Organism: Ogataea philodendri
Lineage: Eukaryota; Fungi; Ascomycota; Pichiomycetes; Pichiales; Pichiaceae
Exons: 2
Coding region: 1-1143 (380 amino acids)
Biological process (GO): carbohydrate metabolic process; pentose-phosphate shunt, non-oxidative branch; pentose-phosphate shunt
Cellular component (GO): cytosol
Molecular function (GO): metal ion binding; D-ribulose-phosphate 3-epimerase activity
Source: RefSeq, a predicted model, not a curated record
AUGGUCAAACCUAUCAUUGCUCCCUCUGUUUUAGCCGGCGAUUUUGCUCAACUUGGAUGCGAAUGUCAUCGUAUGUUCAAGUGCAACGCUGAUUGGGUCCACCUGGACGUUAUGGAUGGCCAUUUUGUUCCAAACUUGACCAUGGGUCCACCAAUUAUUUCGAGCUUGAGAAAAGCGGUUCCUAGAGAUCCGUCUCAGCCAGGCAAGUUUUUCUUUGAUUGUCACAUGAUGGUUGCCAACCCAGAGCAAUGGAUUCCAGAAAUCGCUGAGGCUGGCGGAGAUCAAUACACUUUCCACUACGAAGCAACAGAGAAACCAUUGGAAGUUGUGAAACUUAUCAAGAAGCACGGAAUGAAAGCUGCUUGUGCCAUCAAGCCAGGAACUUCUGUUGACGUGCUUUAUCCCCUAGCUGAACAUCUUGAUAUGGCACUUGUCAUGACAGUCGAACCAGGCUUUGGUGGACAGUCUUUCAUGCCGGAAAUGAUGUCUAAAGUUGAAGAUUUGCGUGCCAAAUACCCUCAUCUCAACAUUCAAGUCGACGGAGGACUAGGUCCGAAGACCAUUCCUGACGCGGCAAAGGCUGGAGCAAACGUUAUUGUUGCUGGUACAUCUGUUUUCAAAGCAGCUAAGCCUGAAGAGGUGAUUCAGCUGCUCAGAGACCAUGUUUCCACAGAGCUCCAGUCUAGAGGCUUAUUAGAGACAGGUCCCGGCUACAAUGACGUUUGCGCCGGCCUCAGCCGCCACGUUAACGGUUUCAGGACCCAAGCCACCGUCCACCUGGAUGUCGAGUUUCGGGUACAACUGCCGGAGCUUGCGCACCUUGGACAUCAUCUCUGGCAUAAAAGACUGUCCUCCAAACCCUGGUUCCACAGUCAUUACCAAAACCAUGUCCAGUUGAUCUGCAAAAGACAACACCUGUUCAAUCUCGGUUUGGGGUUUCAAGGCACAGGCGGCUCUCAUUCCAUGCGCAUGAAUCAAUUUAACGAGAUUUUUGGGGUCUUUUGUGGACUCCAAAUGGAACGUGUACUGGUUCCCGCCAUAUUCGGCAACGGUUGCAACCCAUUGUUCUGGGUUGGCCACCAUCAUAUGGCAGUCGAAGAAGUACUUGGACUUGUCAACCAACAGGGUUCGGAGUUGAUGUAG